AUGCUCGUGUAUGGCGGCGGAGCCAGGAAUGCGCAGCAGACGUACAGCGAGCCGCCGGCCCGGGAGGCGUACCCGCCGUCAAAGAAGGCGGAGAGUCUCAGCCGGCUGUUCGAGAUGGACGACGCGCCGGGCCGCCGGGAGUGGGUGGGCCGGCUGCUGGCCUUCAUGGAGGAGCGCGGCUCGCCCAUCCUGCAGUGCCCGACCGUCUCCAAGCAGCCGCUGGACCUCUUCAAGCUGUAUCACUUCACCAAGGAGCGCGGCGGCUUCGUCGAGGUGACCACCAGCAAGACCUGGAAGGAUGUGGCGACCGUGAUGGGCAUCGGCGGCUCGUCCAGCGGCGCCUACACGCUGCGGAAGCACUACAUGAAGAACCUGCUGGCGUUCGAGUGCCACUUCGACCGCGGCGGCCAGGAUCCGGCCCCGAUCGUGGCCAAGUUCGAGACCAAGAGCAGCAAGAAGAAGCGCUCCUCCUCGCCCGGUCCGCCGGAGGGCUUCUCCAACUCAGGCUCGCUGGACGGCUUCCCCGGCGGCUACCCGCCCGGCUACCCGCGGCCCGAGUACAACGGCACCGGACCGGCCAUGUCGCCGCAGGGCUACCCGGGCCACGGCUACCCGGGCCAGGCGGCGUCCCAGCCGGGCUACGGACACUACCCGGGCGGCCAGGCGCGGCCCGGCCCGCCCGGACAGGAGUACCCGCCCCAGCAGCAGCAGCAGUAUAUGCAGCCAUACCCCAACCGGUACGGCGGCGCUGUGUCGGCACCGGCCGGGCAGCCGCCGGGCGCCGAGUACCGCUACCCGGGCCCGCCGCCGGGCUGGCGGGGCGGCACGUACACCCAGCACCAGUCGGUGACGGCCGCCUACCUGCGCCCCGCCUUCCCACCCGACAGCGUGGAGGCCACGCUGCCGGUGCUGGCGCGGCGGCGGCGCGGCACGCGAGCCGACGUGGGCGCGCUGGACGGCUGGCGGCUGGUGCUGGCGCUGCGCUCGGGCCAGCUGGCCGAGAGCCGCUGGGCGCUGGACGUGCUUCAGAUCCUCAGCUUCGACGACACGUCGGUGUCGUGGCUGGGCCUGGCGCACAUGCCCGGCCUGCUGGACGCGCUGCUGCACCACUUCCGGCAGGCGCUGGCGGCCGUGUUCGCGCGCCGCGCCGCCGGCGAGUGGUUCGAGGACGGCGCGCCGCCCGCCGAGCCGGAGCCCGACCUGGGCGCCUGCCGGCCGGCCGACCCGGCCGAGCGGCAGCCGCUGCUCUCGGGCGUCGACUACAGCCGCGUGACGCGCCACGGCCGGCCGGUGGAGAUCGCCGAGCGUGGCGACGCCAUUCUGGUGGUGGACCGGCGCAAGGCGUGGGAGGCGCACGCGCCCGGCGCCGACGACGCCUGGGACCACGUGCUGACGCACGUCAAGGUCGAGUCGGGUCGCGUGCCGCACCAGCGGCGGCUCCCGGACGGCCGCGGCGCUGGUGACGGUGGUGGCGGUGGUGACGGCGGCGGUGGUGGUGCAGGGAGUGCGGUGGUGAAGGCAGAGCCGGCUGACGCUCAGAUGGACUCCGAGACGGAGAGGGCGGCGACCGACGCCGCCAAUGACCGGCUGGCCGGCUUCGACGACCCGGGCUUCUUCCUGGCGCGGCUGCGCCGGGCCGCCGCCGUGACUAUCCCCGAAGCGAACGGCGGCGAGGCGGGCGUCGACGGCGCGGCGGCGCCGAAGUCGGAGCCGGCGAUCAAGUGCGAGCCGUCGCCGGAGGCGGCGCUGGCGGGCGCGUCGCCGGACGGGUCGCCGGCGCGGCCGCGGCUCGAGAUUCGUGACCCGGCCGGCACGCUGAAGCGGCGCCGGCCGGACGAGGAGGACGAGUGCCAGCAGCGCGACGAGGCGAGCCUGUUCCUGACGUCCGAGACGCAGGAGGGCAUGGCGGCGCGCUGCCUGGCCGUCGCCACCGUGCUGCGCAACCUCUCGUUCGUGCCGGGCAACGAGGCGGAGCUGGCGGCCGAGCCGGUGCUGUCGCUGCUGGGCGACCUGCUGCAGCUGCACCACCGGCACCCGGCGCGCGCCGCCGCGCACACCAACUACGAUCGUGACGAGGACGCUGACCAGCGCGAGCUGUGCCCGGCGCUGGGCGGCGACGCCUGGUGGGCCGACCACCUGCCGGCGCUGCACGAGAGCGCGCUCGUCACGCUGGCCAACAUCGGCGGCCAGCUGCGGCUGGGCGCUCUGGACGAGCCGGUGGUGCGGCCACUGCUGGACGGCCUGCUCCACUGGCUCCAGUGUCCGGCCUCUUACGCGGCCGACCCCCUGCCCACCGGCGCCUCGGCCGUGUCGGCGCAGCGGCUGGCGCUCGAGGCGCUGUGCCGGAUCUGCGUGCACGCGGAGAACGUCGACCUGCUGCUGGCGACGCCACCCAGCUGGCGGCUGGAGCGCGUGUGCCAGCUGGCGGCGCGCUGGGUCGGCCGCGCCGACGACCAGGUGCGCCGCGAGAUGGCGCUGACGCUGCUGCACGCGCUGGCGGCGGUCGACGAGCGCGUGGCGUGCCUGCUGACGGCGCAGCCCGACUUCGUGCCGACGCUCGUGCGGUUCGUGGAGGCGGCCGAGGCGAGUGCGCUGGGCGUGGCCAGCGCGCAGGGCGUGAACGCGCUGCGUGACAACCCCGACCUGAUGGGCACGAGCCUGGACCUGCUGGGCCGCGCCGCCGGCCUGCUGCUCAGCCUGGCGCGUCUGCCCGAGAGCCGGCCGGCGCUCGUGCGCUGCGAGCACCGUCUGCUGGCGCUGGUCACCUCGCAGAUCCUGGACCAGCGCGUAGCGGCGGCGCUGGCGCAGGUGCUGUACGGCGUGACGUGGCCGGAGGCGGCCGAGUCGUAGCGUCCGGCCGCCGCCGCCGCUGCCGCUGCGAAGGCUGCUCGCCGCUGUGAUCAGGGUGCACGGACGCCAUUGUUCAUCGCACACCGGCUGUUGUAUUCAUAUUGUACAUGUCCAAAGCGCUCUGGGUUGUCAGCUGUCGAAUUCCUGAAUAAAUGUUCAU
Molecule: messenger RNA, 3010 nt
Organism: Pollicipes pollicipes
Lineage: Eukaryota; Metazoa; Arthropoda; Thecostraca; Pollicipedomorpha; Pollicipedidae
Product: trithorax group protein osa
Exons: 10
Coding region: 1-2850 (949 amino acids)
Biological process (GO): chromatin remodeling; regulation of transcription by RNA polymerase II; positive regulation of DNA-templated transcription
Cellular component (GO): nucleoplasm; nBAF complex; brahma complex
Molecular function (GO): DNA binding; nucleosome binding
Source: RefSeq, a predicted model, not a curated record